Molecule: messenger RNA, 1216 nt
Organism: Rhagoletis pomonella (apple maggot)
Lineage: Eukaryota; Metazoa; Arthropoda; Insecta; Diptera; Tephritidae
Exons: 1
Coding region: 287-616 (109 amino acids)
Source: RefSeq, a predicted model, not a curated record
AUAUUAUAAGUAGCUACUAUUUUUAUUGGCACCUUUAAUUCUUUUUCUGUUAGGCGGUUGAUGGGGGACAAUCCAUUGCGCCCACUGUCUGGUGUUGCAUAUUGUUUGUAGAAGUGGACUGCAUUGAACGGUGCAGAGGUGACGGACUAUUUUUUAGUACAUUGGCAAUUAUAUUUUGAAAAUUCUUCACAAAUACGAAAAGUGCUAGAACUCAGAACGUUUAAAAAUGCAUAUAAAACAUUUUACAUCACAACUGCUGGAAAAGUAAAAAUAAAUAAAUGCAAUUAUGCCUUUGGAUGUGGAACAGGAGAAGGCUAAGCAGCCGCUUGACGAAGUCGAUUUCAGCAGCGGGUUCGAGACGCAAUACCUGCAGGAAUAUCGGCCUUCGAAGAUUGUGCGACCGGCACCGCCUGACCCGAGCCUUGCUUGGUAUCAUGAUUUUAAAUCGGUGGUGAUGGUUUGCUUUCUUUUCACGGUGUUGGUGACUGGCUCAGUUCUGCUGAUCGGCUCAAUUUUCUCGGCCGAUCCCACAACCGUGGUGGUACUCUUGGUGGCCUAUUUUGCUGUGGCACUUUUAUUUAUUUGGCUGGAAGUAUUCAGUAAACAUGUGCGUUGAAAAAUAUAACUACGGCAGUUGAGAGUUUGAACAAAAUAUUAUAAUAUGAUUAAAAAAUUCAACAAGAAGUGCAACAAGUGUACUGCAAUGUAAAUACACUAUCUUUUUAAUUCUUUCAAAUGAUAUUUAAUACAAAAUGAAUUUUACUGUAAAUUAAGUUUUUUUUUCUUAGAACUAAAGUGACUUGCUGGCUCAAGUACAUACGUAUGUGCAUGCCUAAAUUUUUAUUUUAUUUUCGAAAAUGCGUAGCACCGCCAACAAAAAGAGUUAUCACAAAUCACUGGGAUUUUUUAUCAACUUCAAGCUUGCAAUUUAUUGUAUUCAAAUCGAAUGUGCUAUAAAACUGCGUACCCAUUAUUGAUGUGUAAACAAUUUAGCUCUCGGUAUGGGUAAAAAUUUCGUUAACCAAGCAGAAGAUUUGUAAAGCUUCUUGUAUGUACAAAUAAACAUUUCUGGACUAGUUCAUGGCUAUCUCAGGACCAUUUCAGAUCCUGUUCGGGAACAUUGCGGGAUUUCGCGGACUUCUUCUUUUUUAUUGGCCCGCCAGUCGUUUCUCUACUGUGCUAACUGACGUCAAUUGGCAAUGGCAAGUGAAGCCAA